AUGGCCGGAACAAAGCAAAAGAAGCGCCCGUCUACGGGAGGAAAGCCGCGGGGACGGCCGUCGCUGGCUUCUCAAGCAACUCCAGUCAGGAGGGGCCGGGGCCCUAGGUCGUCCAAUGUUUCUGCUGGCGAUCCCACCCCGAGCAGAAAGAAGUACCGUCACAAACCUGGCACCAAUGCUCUCAAGGAGAUCAGGCGCUACCAAAGGAGUACCGAUCUGCUGCUGCUGAAGCUUCCCUUUGCUCGUCUGGUUCGUGAGAUUGCGCUCAAUCUAGUCCCCGACGGCGAAGCCCUCCGCUGGCAGUCACAGGCCAUCCAAGCGCUGCAAGAAGCCGCCGAGGCCUUCCUGGUCCACCUGUUCGAAGAUACCAAUCUUUGUGCCAUCCACGCUAAGCGCGUCACCAUCAUGCAGAAGGAUAUCCAGCUCGCCAGGCGAAUCCGCGGCGCCUGGGGCGGUCUGGGCUGA
Molecule: messenger RNA, 465 nt
Organism: Lasiodiplodia theobromae
Lineage: Eukaryota; Fungi; Ascomycota; Dothideomycetes; Botryosphaeriales; Botryosphaeriaceae
Product: histone H3 protein
Exons: 3
Coding region: 1-465 (154 amino acids)
Biological process (GO): rRNA transcription
Cellular component (GO): nucleosome
Molecular function (GO): structural constituent of chromatin; protein heterodimerization activity; DNA binding
Source: RefSeq, a predicted model, not a curated record